Molecule: messenger RNA, 1521 nt
Organism: Bicyclus anynana (squinting bush brown)
Lineage: Eukaryota; Metazoa; Arthropoda; Insecta; Lepidoptera; Nymphalidae
Gene: eas
Product: ethanolamine kinase
Exons: 7
Coding region: 207-1280 (357 amino acids)
Biological process (GO): phosphatidylethanolamine biosynthetic process
Cellular component (GO): cytoplasm
Molecular function (GO): ethanolamine kinase activity
Source: RefSeq, a predicted model, not a curated record
CCAACUAUCAUUGAAUUGAAUGAAAUCAAGAUUCUACUUCUGUUGAAAAUUGAUAGUUAAACUUACUGUAAAUUUAUGAUUAUUUAACAUUAAUAUUAUCGCCAUAUAAAUAUUGCGCAUACGAUGUGCCGCGACCUAGUAUAGUCAGUAAUAGUGUUGAAGAUACAAGCGAUACAAGCUGCGUCUACAAAUAUUACAUUUGAAAAAUGUCUCGAAUUUGUGAUCCCGCUGGUCAUAAAUAUAUUCCAGUAGAAGUUGAAGAGUUGGAUAUAUAUACAGGAAUUUAUGAAAUUCUUUCUGCUAUUAGACCAGAGUGGCCUCAGGGAAACAUUAAAUUUAAGGUGUUUACCGAUGGAAUUACUAAUAAAUUAGUUGCGUGUCAGUUGGAUUCUGUUAAUAGUUCUGAAAAUAAUAAGAACAUUGUGCUUGUGAGAAUAUACGGAAACAAAACUGAUUUACUUAUUGAUAGAGAUGCUGAAGUCAGGAACAUAACAGUGCUUAACAAAGCUGGAUUGGCACCAAAAAUCUAUGGUGUAUUUAAAAAUGGUUUAUCCUAUGAGUAUUACCCUGGUGUAACUCUAACCACAGAGACAGUAACUGAUGUAAGGAUAUCACGUCUUGUGGCUCGACAGAUGGCUAAAAUGCACAAAAUACAACUGGGUGAAGAGAUACCAAAGGAACCAAUGGUAUGGGACAAAAUUGAACAAUUCCUAAGUUUAAUACCUGAAAAAUUUACAGACGCAAAUAAACAUGCCAGAUUUACAAAUAGUUUUGGAUCAAUAACAAGGCUCAGGAUAGAAUUUGAACGUCUAAAAUCACACCUUAUAAAAACAGAGAGCCCAAUUGUGUUUGCUCACAAUGAUUUGCUUCUAGGAAACGUGAUCUACAACGAAUCUAAAGGGACAGUUUCUUUCAUAGAUUACGAAUAUGCCUCAUAUAAUUAUCAAGCCUAUGAUAUAGCAAAUCAUUUUAAUGAAUUUGUUGGUAUAUCGAUUGAUAACAUGGAUUACAGCCGUUAUCCGAGCAAAGAUUUUCAAAUGAACUGGAUACGGGUGUAUCUGGCUGAGUAUUUGGAUAGCCCGUCGCCGCCCCAAACGCAAGUUGAGGACAUUUACAAAGAAGUACAACGCUUGUCUCUGGUGUCUCAUUUUAAGUGGGGCAUUUGGUCGUUGGUCCAAUACGAGCUGUCCGCAAUUGACUUCGACUUUGGCGGGUACGCGGAAAUGCGGCUCAACAGAUAUUUUGAAGAAAAAAAUGCGGUAUUCAAGGAAUUACUGUGAUAAAAUGUGAGACGUGAAUAAAAUUUUAUAAAAAAAUCAGAAUUGCUGACAAUGGUGACACGGUAGCAGUUCCAUUGUUCACAAAUCCUACAGGAAUGUCUUUCCAUUUUGUUAGGAUUUGUGUACAAUCGACGGUAUAAUAUCAUAUUAUGAUGUAUAUAAGAAUAUUGUAAAGCUGUAAUAUAAUAUAUUAUGGUGUAUAAAAGUACAUAAUAAAUUUUAAUCUAUUAUAACAACGUUA